AUGAAUCCAGUCCCGUUCUCCGAAGCCCCUUGGCUGCGCAUGCCCUCGCCGUUUUACGAGGAGACGCAUCGGGUGUGGCAGAAGUUCUGUCGAGAAUUCAUUGGAGCCAAUUUCACGCAAUACGCGCUGCAAUGGGAGAAUGAAGGUGCUGUGCCAGCGGAGGUCUACAGGAGCUUUGGAAAGGCGAAUAUGCUGGCAGCGUGCCUACCAGCGCCACUGCCCGCAAAACUACUUCGAGAGCACGGCAUUACCCACAUAGGACCUCUGGCUGUUGAGGAUUUCGACUACACACACACCUCAAUAUUCCUGUCAGAGAUGAUGUCUUGCGGGCUAUCCGGGCCGGUCUCUAGUCUCAUUACUGGAGUCGCGUACGGCACACCUCUACUCAUCGACCAUGCCCCUCAAAAGAUACAGUCAGAGUUGAUACCAGAGAUUCUCAAAGGCAACAAGCGCAUUUGCAUUGCGAUCACAGAGCCAGAUGCUGGAAGUGAUGUGGCCGGGCUACAAGCUACCGCUGUCAAAUCUGCAGAUGGCAAACACUAUGUGGUCAAUGGAGCCAAGAAAUGGAUAACGAAUGGACUCUGGUCCGACUACGCUAGCACUUGUGUUCGGACGGGAGGCAAAGGGCCUGGCGGCUUGUCGCUUCUGCUCGUGCCUCUUAAAAAUGAUGGAGUCUCCGUGCGGCGCAUAGCUGUAUCUGGGCGAAAAUGCUCCGGAACUUCUUACAUCGAGUUCGAUGAUGUCAAGGUACCAGUCGAGAACUUGAUCGGCAAAGAAGGCAAUGGCAUGAAAUACAUCAUGAACAACUUCAACCACGAACGGCUGUCAAUCGCGAUCAACACUACCAAUCAAGCGCGCGUCGCUCUAUCUUCCGCAUUCGAAUAUGUCACCCAAAGGGAAGCAUUCGGCGCGCCACUGAUCAAUCAGCCCGUUGUCCGAAAUCGUCUCGCUCGUGCUGGAGCCAAGUUGGAAACUCAAUGGGCUUGGGUCGAGAGUCUUGUUUACCAGUACAAGCAUCUGCCAGCACACGAAGCAGCUUCAAAACUUGGUGGGAUGACGGCUCUGGUUAAAGCGAAUGCUGGAAUGGUGUUAAAUGAGUGUGCAGAGUGUGCACAGAUCUUAUUUGGCGGCAACGGCUACACCCAAAGUGGCAAGGGGGAACUAGUGGAAAAGAUCGCGAGAGAGGUGGCCGGUGUGCGCGUACCAGGCGGAAGCGAAGACAUUAUGCUGGAUCUAUGCAUCCGACAAUUAUACAAAGGUUAUACCAGCCAGUCGACGCCGUCGAAGCUUUAG
This is a messenger RNA of Cercospora beticola, 1293 nucleotides long. Its product is annotated as acyl-CoA dehydrogenase family protein. Gene Ontology annotation, cellular component: cytoplasm. The record is from RefSeq and is a predicted model, not a curated record. Gene Ontology annotation, biological process: fatty acid beta-oxidation using acyl-CoA dehydrogenase. Gene Ontology annotation, molecular function: acyl-CoA dehydrogenase activity; flavin adenine dinucleotide binding. Lineage: Eukaryota; Fungi; Ascomycota; Dothideomycetes; Mycosphaerellales; Mycosphaerellaceae.